AGCCGAACGUAAUAGUGUUAAUUUCGUAUAGUGGUACAAUUAUUUGUGGUGCACUCGUAUCGUCCGAAGGAUUGCGGUGUAUCAUCGCCCGAGGACUUUUUUUUUUUUUUCUGUGAGACUAUCGCAGUCCGCGCCCAAAGUAUUUUUAGCUGGUACUUUAGACGGUAGUCAGCCAGUUACCGGUUCACCAGUGCCGGAGUAGUAGGUAUCCGGUAAUCUUGGGAAAAGUGUGAGCUUCGCCGAUACGAUCAUGCCGUCUAUAAACGGCAUCACGCUAUCGAGGUUUAAUUGGGUUAUCGUUGGCCUGGCUUGUCUCGUGGUCCAAGACGUCGCCACGGUUCGCGUCUCCACCAACACCGUCAAACGAAAAAAGGAGGUUUUGUCCGGUAUCGCCGACCAGUCGACAGCCUCGUCUUUCUGGAGUCCGGCGAUAAAAACCGGAAAUGUAUUCGGAGGCCACGACGACACGUCGAGCUUUUUCUCCUCAGCCCACGGGCUCCUUCAAACGCACCCCAUAGACGGUGCGUUUCAGAGCGGGUUCGGCGGCAUCGAUAACCUCGGGAGCAGGGGAUCUACCGUAAGGCCACCCAGAACACGACCGCUAGAUUACAGCGAAAGAGCGACGGCCGAAUUAAGAAGAAAUCCGUCAUUGUCAGCACCGGAUGAGUGCGCUCGCGCGUGCCGCGAAGGCGACCCGCCAAGAAUUUGCUACUACCAUUUCACCCUCGAAUAUUACACGGUUCUCGGAGCAGCCUGUCAAGUCUGCACUCCCAACGCUACGAAUACGGUAUGGAGUCAUUGUCAGUGCGUUCUAGCCGAUGGUGUCGAGCGAGGAAUUCUGACCGCCAACCGAAUGGUCCCCGGUCCCAGUAUCCAGGUUUGCGAAGGUGAUCAGGUAGUGAUCGACGUUGAAAAUCAUUUGGAAGGAAUGGAAGUUACGUUGCAUUGGCACGGUCUUUGGCAAAAGGGUUCGCAGUACUACGACGGAGUACCUUUCGUCACGCAGUGUCCGAUUCAGCAGGGGAACACGUUCAGGUAUCAAUGGACAGCAGGAAAUGCCGGUACACAUUUCUGGCACGCUCACACGGGUCUUCAAAAAAUGGACGGUCUUUACGGAAGUAUUGUCGUCCGUCAACCUCCGAGCAAAGAUCCUAACAGUAAUCUUUACGACUACGAUCUUACCACACACGUGAUGUUGAUAAGCGAUUGGAUGCACGAAGAUGCCGCCGAAAGAUUUCCAGGACGUUUGGCGGUGAACACUGGUCAGGACCCGGAAACAGCUCUGAUCAAUGGAAAGGGUCAAUUCAGGGAUCCGAAUACCGGAUUUAUGACCAACACGCCGUUGGAAGUAUUCACCAUAACACCGGGUCGCAGAUAUAGGUUCAGGAUGAUUAAUUCUUUCGGCUCAGUUUGCCCCGCUCAAGUAACAUUCCAAGGACAUACCCUGACCUUGAUCGCCGCAGACGGAGAACCAGUUCAUCCCGUAAAUGUCAACACCGUAAUCUCUUUCUCAGGUGAGCGAUACGAUUACGUAAUAAACGCCGAUCAGCCUCCUGGCGCUUACUGGAUUCAGCUACGAGGUCUCGGAGAGUGCGGUAUCAAGCGAGUUCAGCAAUUGGCUAUUUUGAGAUACGCUAGAGGACCUCAUCAGCCGAGUUCCCAACCCCCGACCUACGACCUUGGUCUUCCUCAAGGAGUUGUCCUGAACCCGUUGGACGCGAUCUGUAACACGCCGCGCGACGACGCUAUCUGCAUAAAUCAAUUGAAAAACGCACGCCGCAUCGACGAAGGAAUUCUCCAAGAACGACCGGACGUCAAGAUCUUCUUGCCGUUCCGUUUCCUCUUUUACAGACCGGAAGAAGUAUUCCAGCCGAACACUUACAAUCGCUACCUCGUCGCACCGACGGGUGACCACGUAAUUUCCCUCGUUGACGAGAUCUCGUUCACCUUCCCGCCUUCACCGCCACUUUCUCAGAUCGAUGACAUUCCACCAGAACAAUUUUGUAACGGAGAUAAUCGCCCGGCGGAUUGCGGAGCGAAUUGCAUGUGCACGCACAAGGUUGACAUUCCCCUCAACGCGGUAGUCGAAGUUGUCCUCGUCGACGAAGUUCAACAGCCGAAUCUCUCCCAUCCGUUCCAUUUGCAUGGAUACGCCUUCCACGUAAUCGGUAUGGGUCGCUCACCGGACAAAAAUGUAAAGAAGAUCAACUUGAAACACGCCCUUGAUCUUGACAGAAGAGGUCUGCUCCACAGAGAAUUCAACCUUCCGCCAUCGAAGGACACGAUCGCUGUGCCGAACAACGGUUACGUGGUAUUCAGAUUCCGUGCCAAUAAUCCCGGCUACUGGCUGUUCCACUGUCACUUCUUGUUCCAUAUAGUGAUCGGUAUGAAUUUGGUCCUUCACGUAGGGACACACGGAGACCUUCCCCCGAUUCCUCCGAACUUCCCGACAUGCGGAGACCAUUUACCCCCGAUAACACCCCCACUACCGAUCGAAAGCUUUCACUGACCUUAACUGAAAGGAAAAGGUGAAUGAAAAAAAUUCAAUAAGCUCAUUAGCUGAGAGACGUUGGUCCAAAGCAAUUCACGUACUUGUAGUAUAGGUAUACUAACCUGAGGUAGAAUACCCAUGCAAGUAUUUUAUUACCCUCUUCAUACAAUGCUCAUCUCAGGAUCACCGGGGGGCGGCGAAAUUCGCGGUAAUUUAUAAUCGCUUGAAAGGUAAAGUAUAAUUAGAAAAUAGUCCUUCACUGAUUCUCCCGAUUCCCAUUUCCAUUUCCCUUCUGACCCCUUCCCGUGUGUGAAUUACAUUCGCGGUGAACAUCGCGAAUAUCGUGUUUAUUACCAUCUGGUUGAAUGGCUUUUUGAUUUUCAAAUGGAAGCCUGCGGGGAUUUUUCUAUUUUCCUGGGGGGGGGAGGGGGGCGGUAACACGACCUUGUCGUAUCGCAGACAAUGAGGUCUAUAUUUAUUUAACUUGAGAUGUUUUACGUGAUUUAUUUAUUCCUCGGUGCUUUAUUAUACUUUUAUCAUUACGAACGUUAUUAGUAUUACUACCGCUAUAGUUAGAACUAUGAUUAUUAUUAUCAUUAUUCUUAUUAGCAUCGUUAUGAUUAUUAUUAUUAAAAUUAUUUGUUUGUUUUCUUGUUUUUUUUUUUUUAUACAAUUUUGGAGCCCACUUAUAAAGUACGCAUGUGUGCGUAAUUCUAGUUGAUGUGCUUAUUUCAAGUGCGUGACGUGCGCACACAGGCGUAAAAAGUGAAAAUAAUUUCGAGGACGAUUAUUUUGUCGCAUAAUAAAACGCCAUCGGAUAAAAUUACAAGAAAAAUUGAAAUCUAAAAAUUGCACCAUCAUAGUAUACGCAUCAUCCACGUUCACAUCCGGUGUGUUUUCAUAAUAAUUUUAUUUAAACAAGACACAUAAAAUAUCUCGAAAAAUAUGCGUGUGAAUGUUGUACUAACAUAAUGUCUGUAAAUAAUGUAGAUGUAUAGGUAUUAAAUUUACUUUAAUUAUUAACGACGGAGAAACUGGGAUAAUAGUCUCUAUAGAUACAAGAUAUGCGGUGCAAAUUGUAGAAAUUAAGGAAUCAUUGUCAUUGGACUUCCGCUCAUCGCAACUCACAUUAUACAUGUAUACUCUCCGACUGUGCGAUUUUCUUCGUAAAAAAAAAAUCUUUCACCAGACUGGGUACGUAGUUUAAUUUAUUUUGUUGUGUAUUUUAUUUCUCUGCCAUCAGAAUCGAAGGAGCAUCAUGUGAGAAUACCUUAUAACUGAGGCUGUGAAAAGUAAAUAAAUACUACUUUGAUAUGAGAGAUAAUUUUCAUUGAAUCGCAGUGCGGAAAGAAGGGUCGCACGGGGUGUUUUUCUCAAGUUUCUCGAAAGAAAACGCGCGCGGUCCGAUCAACGCUGCCUGGUGCGUGAGGAUUUUUCUGCCAUAGCAUUCGUCCGGUUCUGAUAUUUUUGUUUUCAUCUAUUUUCGAUAAUCAUUUUCAAAAUUUUUUAUCCGUCAAUUGUAUGUAGUUUGCGACAGUGUAAAGUUUAUACAGACAUGAAUUUUUUUGCCCGUUGACCGCGCGGACGGUCGAAGGCAGGUCCUCCAAUCGGGCCAUUAUUCGACGAUAGAUUAACAAUUGCUGAGGAGUAACGCGAUUGUAUGGUAAAAAUGAAGAAGGAUCGUAGGAUUAUAAAUAUAAUGCAGCGUGAUUUUGAGUGGGAAAUUAUACAUUAUAAACAUAGGAUUGCGGAGAGGAUCAGUAACAAGGAACGGGUGCUACGGUAUAACUAAUUCAUAAAUGAAAAAAAAAAAAAAAAAUAUGAUUUUCUUUCAUCUGUUACCGAUGUAUGCUGUUGCGCCCGUUCCGGGCAUGUGGCGUUCAGAAUUAUAAGCAGAGAUAUGUAUUUUUAGUAAUAAAAUUGUUUUAAAAACUGUUA
Messenger RNA from Athalia rosae (coleseed sawfly), 4429 nucleotides. Its product is annotated as laccase-5. NCBI's taxonomy places the organism in Eukaryota, Metazoa, Arthropoda, Insecta, Hymenoptera, Athaliidae. Gene Ontology annotation, cellular component: plasma membrane. Gene Ontology annotation, biological process: iron ion transport. The record is from RefSeq and is a predicted model, not a curated record. Gene Ontology annotation, molecular function: copper ion binding; oxidoreductase activity. The transcript has 10 exons. Bases 251 to 2509 code for a protein of 752 amino acids.